ACGCAACGCCGAAAAGCUACGACACGAUCCGUACAGUUCCCAUACGAAUCUCCCAUCGCUCUAGAUGAUUUCUAUGAUUUCUGUCAAUCUAUCUACAUCAUCUAUACUCUUUAAACCCGACCAUCAACCCGCUCCAUCGACAACAAUAAGACAAUAGGACGCAUUGCGCUCAUCGAAUUUCGCCGACAUCGUUACCACUUAACCUCGCCCAGGAUAUUCUCCCCAUAUCCGUAAAAUACGGUGGAGGAGUAGUUGUAGACGGCCUAUCGUAGCCUCGAUGUACUAGACAACAUCGUGGCUAAAGUUUUGUCUUUCUCUCCGGAAAAAGAAAGUGUCCCUUGAACAGACGGCUUUGUUUGCCGCAAAUUUUAACCACUCGCCUUUUUCCGUACUCUUUUCAUAUUAUCAUUUCUUUCACGCUCUCUGUGGAGCUGUUGAUGAUAUUUUACCCGUUAUCCAAAGAUAUCAGAUCUUUAUUUUCUGUUACCAAUCUGACUCCAGCCACCAGUUGUGUUUUUUCAAGCAAUACACAAUGCCUACCGAGGAAAUGGAGAUCACGACCGACUUCGGUCAUCCUGGUUUUGGAGAGGAUAUUGAUAUAGAUUUGGAUUUUGCAGUCGCACAACCAGACGAAGACCUUGAACUAGCAGAUUUCGAUCAAGCUCGGGAAAUCCAAAAUUUCAACUCAGACACGAGAGACGAGUUGAUGGCCGAAGUUGACGAUGCAUCAUAUGGCAUGGUUGAUGCUGAUGAUAUGGAACACAAUGAGGCGGCAACAGCUGCCAAUGAUAUUGAAAUUGACUUGGGCGAUCCUGAUGAGAAUAUUUGGCAACAAAACGUUCCCCAGGAGGAAGCCCAGGAGGGAGCCCAGGAGGAAGCCUAUGAGGACUUUCCGGAAAUUGACUACACUGAGGACAACAAUCUUAGCAACAUGAAUGCUGAGAACGUUGAUGCUGGCGAAAUUAGCUGGUUAGAGACGCCGGCCUACACCAUAAACAAGUCUAACGAGGUCAAUCUAGAAUCGGUUCAAGCCGAUCUUGGUUAUAUUCAAGCAACAGAGAACAAUAUCCUCCAAGGAUCUGCGGCUGCUGUCGCAGCUGUAGACUCGAGUGGAAUCGGGGCAUCUGAGACUGGAAGUCAGGCUGCAAAUGUCUUUAAUGAUAACAUCCCAGAAAACGAAGGUCAAAGUACAUGGGGAGAAGAACAAGAAGCAGAACUAGAUGCUAGUCUUGCGAUACCUGCGUCUCCAUUCGCGGCCAGUGAAGGGCGUCAGCAUGAUACUAAUAAUCCCGGGCCAGAGAAUGGCGCAAGCCCAGAUAAUGGUAGUCAUGAGUCCCACGAAGAUGUAGGACAUCCAACGAGCCGCACAGAAGUUUCUAGAGAGGGACUCAGCCAGGACGAUGCUCCCGUCCCAACGAACGAGCAUGGAUCCCCUGAAUCCAUGCCUCCAGAGGACGAAUCGGUAGAGAAGCACCCUGCCGAAAACGAACAACAAACGGAACAACAUCAUCUACCCAUAUCUGAAAUAAUCGAAUAUGAGCAAGGUAGUGGGUCGAAGGCCGAGCCGACCAAUGAUAGUGAUUCUAUUGGCCAAGACUAUGAAGGAGGAGAGCAUCCCACCUCUGAUGCCAGUGAAACACAUAAACAACUGGAUGCGUACGGCGCUCCGAAUGAUGACCACGAGAGCCAUGAAGACCAUGAGGACCAUGAGGACCAUGAGGACCAUGAGGACCACGAGGACCAUGAGGGCCAUGAGGACCAUGAGGAGGCUGAUACCAGCAACGAGGAGCAGAAUCUGCUUGCUAGCGUUACGCCCCUCGAAGAUCCGCUCGUUGUUGCUACGCGCUAUGAGAUGUUCAUUUCUUACGGUCGAACAGAUUACAGACUCUUCGCUAAGUCCGAAGACGAUGAUCCAAACCACUACUUUCUCCGUGAUAUGACAGCCUUGGAACUUCCCCUCUCUCAACUCUUAUCAAGUAUACGAGAAGUUAUUGCGGAAGAAGUAUCUCCUCUCAAUGAACUGGUGAUGCAUGUAGAUGGGCUGGGACUUGAAUUCUCCGAGUCCUCUUCGAGUGAAAUGCUUGAACAAUUUACGUUCGGCGAUAUUCUCCUUUUGCAUGACAAACUCGUUAAGAACGAAGAAGCAGAAACAUAUCCCGAUCUUUAUACUUAUCUCAUGGUAAGGCCCAACUGCCACCAGCGCUUUAUGGCACUUGUAGACAGCGCAGACGCGGGCCGUAGCCUUUCAGAAGUCGCUGUUUAUCGGGACGUGACGCCUGAUAAUGAAGAAGAAAUGGGUUACCUCGAUGGCCAAGCCUUGUCUGUCUCAGAUCAUACUGAAGGCGGUGAGGUCUAUAGCAUCAAAGAUGAGGAUACCGCGGAGCUUGAAGUCAACGAAAAUAAUGCAUAUAGGGUGGAGUAUGAGGCUAGGGCACAAUCACCCUUAGACCAACAGUCUGCUGCGGAAGCAAACGUUACUGAGGAGCCUGACAGAACACCUGAACAGAAUACCGACACAAGCAAUGACAAAAACACCACAGAUGACUUGAUUGAUUAUGAUGAUGAGCUGGACGAGCUGGACGAAAUUCCAUCAUCAAAGAAUGGUAAUUCCCACCCUUUCCCAACCUAUACAUAUCUCUUUCAAUGUCGUCAGACCCCCAAUUGCCAAUGUAACAGCUGCUUUGACCUCGAUCUUGAGCGUCUUGAAGCGAGUUGGCGAGACGAGAGCUGGACCUCGAUCCCUUCAAAGAGCACCGCUCAGAAUAUCCACGCCAACUACCCUAAAAGCGAUGCAGAGUUGCACGCAACUUCUCCAGUCCGCCAACAUUUUCAUGUGCCUGGACCACAGCCUUUUGGAACCUUACAAAUAGAUACUAACACUGGCCAUAUUCAAGAUCAAGAGAAUAUGUCUCUUCGGCAUGACACUCGCGAGGCUCGAGGAGAGUCUGAUGCGGUGGCUACCGAUAUAAACAACGAAAACCAGCACCCGUCGACGCCGCCGAAUGGCACAGUGGAUGCCCCCAAAUCCGACGUCACUAGUGCUACUGCCACACUUACCGGUGACGAUAAAGAUGAGAUCGACUAUACGGACGAUGAGGAAGAUAACGAAAAUUUUGGCGGCAAAUAUACUCCACCCAAUAUUAUCCCAGAUGCGGCUACAAAGAUAAAGAUGCCAGUGGAUGAUGAAAUCACGUGGGAGUCGGACAAUGAGGAUGCUAAGACUGGACCCACACCGGCUCCCAAGCAAACGGUACAAGUGUCACCACCCUCCGGGAAAAGACCUCGGUCAGACUCGGACACGGCCGAGAAUUUCAUGCAACAGAAUGAUGUCAAGCGUCGUCGUCCAUCUUAA
Hypoxylon fragiforme is the source of this 3352-nucleotide messenger RNA. RefSeq lists its product as uncharacterized. Lineage: Eukaryota; Fungi; Ascomycota; Sordariomycetes; Xylariales; Hypoxylaceae. Bases 533 to 3352 code for a protein of 939 amino acids. The record is from RefSeq and is a predicted model, not a curated record. The transcript has 3 exons.